AUGGUCAAAGUUGCAAAAGCGUGGCACAAGACGUUUACGUUUCACAAUCCUCUUCUAAUGACAUUUCACACCAAUCUAUCAUCAUCUUUCUCCACGUCCUCGGCUAAGCGCGUGGGCACGCACAGCGGAACCUUCCACUGCGACGAAGCCCUCGCUUGCUUUAUGCUCCGCCUUUCUAAACCCUUCUCCGGCGCCGAUAUAGUUAGAACCAGAGACCCAAAGCUUCUGGAAUCAUUAGAUGCCGUAGUCGACGUCGGAGGCGCUUACGACCCGAUACGACACCGUUACGAUCAUCAUCAAGAGGAUUUUCACCAGGUUUUCGGUCAAGGCUUCGUCACUAAGCUCAGUAGCGCCGGGCUCGUCUAUAAGCAUUUUGGAUUGAAGAUAAUUGCAAAUGUGCUUCGUCUUGAUGAAGGUCAUCCUCAUGUACACCAGUUAUAUCCAGCUAUAUACAGAAACUUUGUAGAGUCAGUUGAUGCUGUGGAUAAUGGAGUGAAUCAAUAUGAUUCGGACGAAUCUCCGAAAUAUGUAAUCAACACAGACUUGGCAUCUAGAAUUAAACGAUUGAAUUUGGACUGGACUGAUGCUGAUCAGUCAUCUGAUGCAGAAACCGAGGCUUUUCAUAGGGCAAUGGCUCUGGCUGGUGGUGAAUUUUUGGAGAAUGUGAAUUAUUAUGCAAAAUCAUGGUUGCCAGCACGUUCUAUUGUUAUGGAGUGUCUUGCAGCAAGAGAAACUGUUGAUUCUUGUGGGGAGAUUAUAAAACUAAAUCGACCUUGUCCUUAUUUUUUCUCUCUUGCUCCACAGUGGAAAUUUCACAUACAUGAGCUUGAGGAGGAAAUGAAAAUCAACCCUUCCAUCAAAUAUGUUCUUUACCAGGAUGAUAGGAGUGAGAAAUGGAGACUACAGGCAGUGGCGAUUUCACCUGCUAGAUUUGAGAGCAGAAAACCACUACCAUAUCUUUGGAGGGGUUUGGAAAAUGACAGGCUAUCUGAGGUUGCUGGAAUCCCAGGUUGUACUUUUGUGCACAUGAGUGGUUUUAUUGGAGGAAAUAAAAGUUAUGACGGUGCUCUAGCAAUGGCAAAAACAUCUUUAAAUGCUUAG
Vicia faba (fava bean) is the source of this 1101-nucleotide messenger RNA. The record is from the annotation of a GenBank genome assembly. NCBI's taxonomy places the organism in Eukaryota, Viridiplantae, Streptophyta, Magnoliopsida, Fabales, Fabaceae.